Molecule: messenger RNA, 4282 nt
Organism: Daucus carota subsp. sativus
Lineage: Eukaryota; Viridiplantae; Streptophyta; Magnoliopsida; Apiales; Apiaceae
Product: probable phospholipid-transporting ATPase 4
Exons: 11
Coding region: 384-4058 (1224 amino acids)
Biological process (GO): phospholipid translocation
Cellular component (GO): plasma membrane
Molecular function (GO): magnesium ion binding; ATPase-coupled intramembrane lipid carrier activity; ATP binding
Source: RefSeq, a predicted model, not a curated record
UAAUACGGGCCCGGAAAACUCUGUCAUUGCUUCCAAUUUGGGUCGGUAAUACACCCCUCCUGCUUAAACCCCCCAUCUCUCUCUCUCUCUCUCUCUCUCUCUCUCUCUACAUCUCUCUUUACCAAUCUCUCUGUCUCUCUCACACUCGCUCUCUGUAGCUGGAUUGUGUUUGAUCUCAUUAUAUUACAUCUGUGCUCUUUUUACAGGUUGUGGUCUGCUGAUAGUUGAUCAAAGUAUAUAUUCUGGUUAAUUAUCUUCAAGAGCUUUGAAUAUAAUCGAAGUAUUUAAAGUUCAGUACGAGUUAUUGUAGUGGUACUCACCACUUGGCUCUUUCGGAGAAAUCUAUGAGAUAUUUAUGAUUUUGUUGAGCUGAGACCUGAGAAAUGGCAAACGGCAAGAUCAGGGCUAAGCUCAAGAGGAGUAGUCUUUACACAUUUGGCGGGUGUAUUACGCCGCAGGCUGAAGAUGCUGACGGGCCCCAUCAAUUACAAGGUCCUGGAUAUUCAAGAGCAGUAUUUUGCAACCAGCCUCAGAGGCACCAGAAGAAACCUUAUAAAUAUGUUUCGAAUUACAUAUCAACCACAAAGUAUAAUAUCAUAACAUUCCUACCUAAGGCUCUUUUCGAGCAGUUCCGUCGAGUUGCAAAUGUGUACUUCCUUUUAGCUGCAAUUUUGUCACUGACACCUGUCACACCUUUCUCUGCUGUUAGUAUGAUUGCCCCUUUGGCUUUUGUGGUCGGCCUCAGUAUGGCAAAGGAGGCUUUAGAAGACUGGCGCAGAUUUAUUCAGGACAUGAAAGUAAAUCUGCGGAAAGCUAGUGUUCAUAAAGCGGAUGGGGUAUUUGCUUAUAAGCCGUGGAUGAAGAUUCAGGUUGGAGAUGUGGUAAAAGUAGAGAAGGAUCAGUUUUUCCCUGCUGAUUUAUUACUUCUGUCAUCUAGUUAUGAAGAUGGAAUCUGUUACGUAGAGACCAUGAAUUUAGAUGGUGAAACAAACUUAAAGGUGAAAAGAUCUCUGGAGGUAACUUUACCCCUGGAUGACGAUGAUUCUUUCAAGAACUUUGCAGGAACGGUUACAUGUGAAGACCCAAACCCUAACCUAUAUACUUUUGUGGGUAAUCUUGAAAUUGACCGCCAGCUCUAUCCUCUUGAUCCAACUCAGAUUCUCCUCAGAGAUUCAAAGCUUAGGAAUACAACUUAUGUUUAUGGUGUGGUGAUAUUUACUGGCCCAGACAGCAAAGUCAUGCAAAACUCUACACGAUCUCCUUCUAAAAGAAGCAGGAUUGAAAAGCAGAUGGACAAAAUUAUUUAUGUUCUCUUUACACUCCUUGUUUUGAUCUCAAUAAUCAGCUCAGUGGGAUUUGCUGUGAAGACACAAUAUCAGAUGCCAGAUUGGUGGUAUAUGCCUCCAGAUGAUAAAAAUUUGUAUAAUCCUGACAAAGCCAAUUUGUCUGGAUUUUAUCACCUGAUCACUGCCUUGAUCCUUUAUGGAUACCUAAUACCCAUAUCACUUUAUGUUUCUAUUGAGGUUGUGAAGGUCCUGCAAGCCAAAUUUAUUAACCAAGAUUUGCACAUGUAUGAUGAAGACUCAGGAACUCCUGCUCAAGCGCGGACCUCAAAUUUGAAUGAGGAGUUGGGCCAGGUAGACACCAUUCUCUCUGAUAAAACUGGAACGUUAACAUGUAACCAGAUGGAUUUUCUCAAGUGUUCUAUUGCUGGAACUGCAUAUGGCUUGUCUGCUAGUGAAGUGGAACUUGCAGCAGCAAAGCAAAUGGCGAUGGACCUUGAUCCACAGGAUCAUGAUUUUGAAAGAAAUUUACCUAGUAAUAAUGCAGGUUUUAACAAUGGGCGUAGUAAUCAUUCUUCAGAAAUUGAGUUGGAAAGAAUUAUUAGAUCUAAAGAUGAAAACCAUCAUAAACCUGUCAUCAAAGGGUUUAACUUUGAGGAUAGUCGCAUCAUGAAUGGAAAUUGGUCCAGGGAACCACAUGCGGAGGUACUUCUAUUGUUCAUGCGGAUACUUGCGGUUUGUCACACAGCAAUCCCUGAAUUAAACGAGGCGACUGGCAGCUUUAAUUAUGAAGCGGAGUCACCAGAUGAAGGAGCCUUCCUUGUUGCAGCUAGAGAAUUUGGAUUCGAGUUUUGUAAAAGAACUCAAUCAAGCAUAUUUGUGCGUGAAAGACAUCCUUCUUCUAAAGAACCUGUUGAAAGGGAGUUUAAACUACUCAAUUUACUGGAUUUUACUAGCAAAAGGAAGCGAAUGUCUGUCAUUGUCAGGGAUGAGGAUGGACAGAUUUUUCUGUUUUGCAAAGGCGCAGACAGCAUUAUCUUUGAUCGUUUAGCAAAGAAUGGAAGAAUGUUUGAGGGAGCUACCACAAGGCAUUUGAAUGAAUAUGGGGAAGCUGGGUUACGUACACUAGCACUUGCUUACAAGAAGAUCGAGGAGGCUGAUUAUUCUGCUUGGAAUGAGGAGUUUCUUCGAGCAAAAACAUCAAUUGGUGGUGACAGGGAAUCCAUGCUUGAGCGGAUAUCUGAUAUGAUGGAAAAAGAUUUGAUCCUUCUUGGUGCAACUGCUGUAGAGGAUAAAUUACAGAAAGGGGUGCCUCAGUGUAUAGAUAAACUAGCUCAAGCUGGUCUCAAGAUCUGGGUUCUAACAGGGGAUAAAAUGGAAACUGCAAUCAAUAUAGGAUUUGCAUGCAGUCUACUUCGACAUGGUAUGAAACAAAUCUGUAUAGCAGCAAGUGCAGAGAUGCUAUCCCAAGAAACCAAAGAGGUAGUUAAGGAGAACAUUCUAAUGCAAAUCACUAACGGCUCUCAAAUGGUAAAGCUUGAAAAAGACCCUCAUGCAGCCUUUGCCUUGAUAAUUGAUGGGAAAACGCUGAGUUAUGUGUUGGAGACUGAUAUGAAGCAUCAGUUCUUAAAUUUAGCAGUUGAUUGUGCCUCUGUGAUAUGCUGCCGCGUCUCACCUAAGCAGAAGGCCCUGGUAACAAGAUUAGUAAAAGAAGGAACUGGAAAGAUCACAUUAGCAAUCGGUGAUGGUGCAAAUGAUGUUGGCAUGAUUCAAGAGGCUGACAUUGGUGUUGGCAUCAGUGGUGUGGAAGGAAUGCAGGCUGUGAUGGCCAGUGAUUUUGCUAUUGCACAGUUCCGGUUUUUGGAGAGACUUCUAGUCGUCCAUGGACAUUGGUGCUAUAAGCGCAUAGCUCAAAUGAUUUGUUAUUUCUUCUACAAGAAUAUCGCCUUUGGCCUUACACUAUUCUACUUUGAGGCAUUUACGGGUUUUUCUGGGCAGUCGGUUUAUGAUGAUUGGUAUAUGCUGCUAUUUAAUGUCAUUCUUACCUCACUGCCUGUCAUCUCACUUGGAGUCUUUGAACAAGAUGUUUCAUCUGAGGUCUGCUUACAGUUUCCAGCACUUUAUCAGCAAGGACCCAAAAACCUGUUUUUUGAUUGGUAUCGGAUCUUUGGGUGGAUGGGAAAUGGACUCUAUUCCUCCCUCGUCAUUUUCUUUUUAAACAUCAUCAUCUUUUAUGACCAGGCCUUCCGCAAAGGAGGUCAGACCGCAGACAUGGCAGCUGUGGGCACCACCAUGUUCACAUGCAUCAUCUGGGCCGUCAACUGCCAAAUUGCUCUUACGAUGAGUCAUUUCACAUGGAUACAGCACUUCCUUGUUUGGGGAAGUGUAGUCACUUGGUACAUAUUUCUAUUUCUCUAUGGAAUGUUAUCACCUUUAGUUUCCGGAAAUGCGUUCAGAAUUCUUAUAGAAGCUCUUGCUCCGGCUCCAUUAUACUGGAUUACUACAUUAUUAGUAACAGCUACCUGUAAUCUCCCCUACUUUGCUCACUUAUCUUUCCAAAGAGCAUUCCAUCCAAUGGACCAUCACGUAAUCCAAGAAAUCAAGUACUACAAAAAGGAUGAAGAAGACCGAAUCAUGUGGACAAGAGAACGAUCCAAAGCUAGGCAAGAAACGAAGAUAGGCUUCACAGCAAGAGUAGAUGCAACAAUCAGACAGUUUAAAGGGAGAUUACAAAAGAAGCAUCAUGCUUCAUCAAGUCCGAUGUCUCCUGUGUAAUUAUGUGUGGUCUGUUCUAUAGUCAUAUUAUUCUUUCCGUUCUCUCUAGGUUCUGUUUAUAGUUCUACGGGUUUCUUGGCUGUUUGCAGUUUUGGUUAGUGGCCCUUUUCUAAUUUAUCGUCGGCCAGUAUAGUGGUAGUUUUGUCUUAGAGAUUGGUUAAUACAGAGUAUACUGAGGUUGUGUUGUAUGUACAGUACUUAAAAUCUGAUUGCAGUUUACGGAA